This is a messenger RNA of Hibiscus syriacus, 2218 nucleotides long. RefSeq names its product origin of replication complex subunit 3-like. The record is from RefSeq and is a predicted model, not a curated record. Lineage: Eukaryota; Viridiplantae; Streptophyta; Magnoliopsida; Malvales; Malvaceae. Gene Ontology annotation, cellular component: DNA replication preinitiation complex; nuclear pre-replicative complex; nuclear origin of replication recognition complex. The transcript has 19 exons. Gene Ontology annotation, biological process: DNA replication; DNA replication initiation. The coding region runs from base 5 to 2185 and encodes 726 amino acids. Gene Ontology annotation, molecular function: DNA replication origin binding.
AUCAAUGGCUCCCUCUCCAACUGAUGAUUCGCUUCCUUCAACAAUUGAUGAGGCCUUCACUGAAAAUAAUCUCCAGCCGUUUUUUGUUCUUCAAAAAGGUUCGUCGAGGAAAUCGGAUAGAAAAUCAUCAGGAACAGGAAGAACAAAAAGGAGGAUUGAUUUGUCUCCAGCAUCACCCAAGGAUUCCUCCAGUCUUGAAGACGAAAAGGAAAACGAAAACAUGAACUUGAGAAUGGAAGCCUUUGAAUUUGUUUGGUCAAAAAUUGAAUCAACUAUUAAAGAUGUUUUGAGAGAUAUUAAUACUAAUGUGUUUAACGAAAUACAAACUUGGGUGCAUCAAUCUUUCAACACAAUAAGAUCACUUGGGACUCCCGAUUUCCCUGAAGCUACUCAAUCAUUUCCUGUUAUAACUGAUGCUAAUUCUAAAAGGCUAUUUACCGGGCUUGUUCUCACUAAGAAUAUGGAGUUUGUUGAUGAUUUACUGACAUUUGAAGAGCUUGGAAAACACUUGAAAUAUCAAGGAUGCCAUGUUGCUAACCUUUCCUCACUUGACUUUACUGCCAAAAAUGGAGUUGGUGGUUGCCUAAGAAGUUUAUUAAGACAGUUUUUAAAGUCUACUUUGGAUCCAGCUGACAUAUCAAUCUUAGCAUCAUGGUAUAGAGAAGAAAACUACAAUAAUCCAGUGGUUGUGAUUAUUGAUGACAUUGAGCGUUGCUGUGGGUCUGUCCUAUCUGAUUUCAUCCUUAUGUUAAGUGAAUGGGCUAUCAAGAUACCCGUUAUUCUAAUAAUGGGUGUUGCAACAACUCUUGAUGCCCCAAGAAAUAUGCUUCCUUCAAAUGCUUUACGGUGCUUGUGUCCCUUUGAGUUCACCUUGGGAACCCCAGCUGAGAGAAUGGAUGCAAUUGUUGAGGCUGUUCUUGUGAAGCCUUGUUCUGGGUUCAAUAUUGGCCACAAGGUAGCAGUUUUUAUGAGAAAUUACUUUCUAAGCCAGGAUGGAACUCUAACAUCUUUUAUUAGAGCUUUAAAGAUAGCAUGUACUCAACAUUUCUACAUGGAGCCCCUGAGUGCCAUUUUGCACGAUUUUGUUCUUGAAGAAGAUAACUCGGUGUUAGAAAUUGGGCAGUAUGGAUUAUCAUCAGAAGUAAUGUGGAGGCAUGUUUUUGACCUCCCAUCAUGUCAGAGGGUGAGAGUGAACAAACAGACCAGUGCAAGCUUGGCCAAUGCUUUUUCCGAAUUGAAGAGAUUACAAAAUCAGUGGAGAGCUGUGGUUUUGUGCCUGUAUGUAACUGGAAAGGGUGAAAAAGUCAGACUGCUGGAUUUAUUCUGCGAGACAAUUGAUCCUAUUUCACAGAACCAAAGAGAAUCUGAUACUUACAUGAAAUUUGAGAAAGAUCCUGUUAUAACUCCUAGUCGAAUUAAGGGAGGUGUUCUCUGGGAGGCAGUUCGUUUGGUGAGGGAUCUUUCCACCUCACAACUUGGUGAAUUGCUAAAGAUAUGGGACAACCUAACUGUUGACGUUGUUGAGAUAAAUGACAAGGUGAAGGAGUUAUUGUCUUUACUAAAAGUAGACGAUGGAAAGAGCUCAAAGAAAGAUUUGACUGUAACACCCAAGAGACAUGCAUCUCGAAUCCAAUUGAAUAUUGUGAAGGACUCGGAAUCAUUAAUUGAUAAAGCUGCUAAACUGAUAGAGUGUAUGGUUAGGGAUUAUAUGUGUCCGAUUGAGUGCAUACCUUUUCAUGAAAUUUUCUGUUUUAAAGAUGUUGACAAGCUUCGACUGGCUCUAAUCGGGGACCCUAGAAGAAGGAUUCAAGUUGAUCUUCUUGAAUUCCAGAAACUCCUCUGCUGCAGUUGCUGUACUCAAGGCAGCAGUGGCCUAUUACCAUCGAUGCAUGAUACGUCCAUUAUGUAUAAACUUGCUCAAGAGCAUGGCGAUCUUAUUAAUCUCCACGACUGGUACCAAUCAUUCAAAUCAAUAGUUGUCUGCCCAAGUAACAGUAAAAAGAAAUCAAGGCAAUCCCCAUUACCAAAGAAAAGAAAAGGCACAAAAGAAUCAGAAAACCAGAGUGAAGCUUCCAUACAAGCACGGUUUUGCAGGGCUGUAACAGAGCUCCAAAUAACAGGGCUUCUUCGAAUGCCCAGUAAAAGACGACCUGAUUUUGCUCAAAGGGUGGCCUUUGGCCUCUAACACAUUCCUACAUGUAGAGAGUUUAGGUAAGUU